UUUGGCUCUUUGGAUAAAGAAGGAAAGUCAGCUCGCGUCUGAUAAAGAACAUAUGAACCAUUAUAGGUCCAUUAUUUUGGAUUAUGAUCUUGAACCAUUUCUGUUUCUUCGUUCACUUUCUUAGCUGCCUGCUUGCGGAUUUGGAUCAAAUCAAGAAGAAGAUGGUGAAGGGGGAAGAAGAUUGCACUCUUGAUGGAACUGUCAAUCAACACGGCCGCCCUGCUGCCAGGAAAAGAACUGGAAAAUGGGUUGCUGGAAUUCUGAUUCUUGUGAACCAAGGGCUUGCCACACUGGCAUUUUUUGGGGUAGGGGUGAACUUGGUGCUAUUUCUGACCAGAGUAUUAGGCCAAGACAAUGCUGAUGCUGCAAACAAUGUGAGUAAAUGGACUGGCACAGCCUACAUCUUCUCCCUCCUUGGCGCCUUCCUAAGCGACUCCUACUGGGGACGAUACAAGACCUGUGCAAUUUUUCAGGCCAUCUUCGUCGCUGGUUUGGUAUUAAUGUCAUUGUCAUCGUAUGUUUUCCUAGGGAAGCCUGCAGGCUGUGGCGAUAAACACACUCUUUGUGGCUCCCACUCAACUUUCCAGAUCGCGUCUUUUUACGUGUCAAUUUACCUUAUUGCCCUUGGAAAUGGAGGGUACCAACCUAACAUUGCCACGUUUGGAGCAGAUCAGUUUGAUGAGGAGGACCCCAACGAAGGGCUCUCAAAGGUGGCCUUUUUCAGCUACUUCUACUUGGCCCUGAACCUUGGAUCCUUGUUCUCGAAUACCAUACUCGGGUACUUCGAGGAUCAAGGGAUGUGGGUUCUGGGUUUUUGGGCAUCCACGGGCUCGGCCAUUUUGGCAUUGCUCUUGUUUCUCAUCGGAACCCCUAGGUAUCGGCACUUCGCACCUAAAGGCAACCCUCUUUCCAGAUUCUGUCAAGUGGUGGUGGCUGCAACUAGAAAAUGGAAGGCUGAGCUACCACCAAAUGGAGGGGAAUAUUUAUAUGAAGUUGAUGGGGGAGACUACUUAAAUACUGGGGGUAGAAAGAUAUUUCACACCAGAGGAUUUCAGUUCUUGGAUAAAGCUGCCGUUAUUGAAUCAAAGGAGCACAGGGAAUGCCAUGAUCCCUGGCUGCUCUGCCCGGUCACUCAAGUGGAAGAAGUGAAAUGCGUGCUGAGACUUCUACCAAUUUGGUUGUGUACAAUACCUUACUCCGUAGUUUUCACCCAAAUGGCCUCUCUUUUCGUCGAACAAGGGGCAGCCAUGAAAACUUCCAUUUCCAACUUCCACAUUCCUCCAGCCAGCAUGUCUAGCUUCGACAUCCUCAGUGUUGCAGCUUUUGUUUUCAUUUACAGGCGAGUUCUCAACCACUUAUAUACAAGGGCCCUAGGAAAGUCGAGCCCUCGAGGCCUCACGGAGCUUCAAAGAAUGGGGACAGGCCUGGUCAUAGCCAUAUUGGCCAUGGUAGCUGCGGGCAUUGUGGAGCAUUUCAGGCUGCGGCGUGCCCAAAGCUCCUGCAUCAGCUGCGAAGGUUCUAGUUCCUUGAGCAUAUUCUGGCAAGUCCCCCAGUACGUACUAAUUGGAGCAUCCGAGGUUUUCAUGUAUGUUGGGCAGUUGGAGUUCUUCAACAGCCAGGCGCCUGAUGGCCUAAAGACCUUCGGGAGCGCGCUCUACAUGACAUCCAUCUCCAUGGGAAACUAUGUCAGCAGCUUGCUGGUGACAGUGGUCAUGGAGAUCUCCACUCGAGAUAAAAUGCCCGGUUGGAUCCCCGGAAACCUAAAUCGGGGUCACCUUGACAGGUUCUUCUUUCUCUUGGCAGCCUUGACAGCAGCCGAUCUUCUGGUUUACACCGCUUGUGCAAAGUGGUACAAGUACAUCAAGUUUGAAGCCAAUAAGGAUUGCACAAUUAUUAAUAAUGGCAGCCUGCUCCAGCCUAGUGUCUCGCCAGUCUAGCCAUCUGCUUGAUUUUGCAUGGCCCGGUUGCUUUUUUGCAAUGACACCAGAGAAAUGCAGUGUUCAUCUCUCUAUGUUGAGCACGAUGCUGAUGUAAAAAAUGUAAGAAAUUUACAAAAAUACAAUACCGAGAUCCAAUCAUUAUUUGUAUGCAAAGAACCACUACAAUUGAAUGGAAGUUGUCCACUG
Molecule: messenger RNA, 2126 nt
Organism: Diospyros lotus (date-plum)
Lineage: Eukaryota; Viridiplantae; Streptophyta; Magnoliopsida; Ericales; Ebenaceae
Product: protein NRT1/ PTR FAMILY 7.3-like
Exons: 6
Coding region: 84-1937 (617 amino acids)
Biological process (GO): transmembrane transport
Cellular component (GO): membrane
Molecular function (GO): transmembrane transporter activity
Source: RefSeq, a predicted model, not a curated record